AGUCUAAACAUCUGGCUGACUGUGCGAUCAACAAUAAUAAUAAUAUGCUGUUUUCUAGUUUUACAAAGCCAAAACAGGGGUGUUGCAUGGUAGUUGAGAGGGGGAAAAAAUUAAGAACAGUUUGCUGUCUGCCAGCUUGUCAGUAGGCUCUUGGCAACAUGUUGUCAAGAUGUAAAUGUUCCAAAUUGAAUAUUCCCUUUACUAUAGAUAUGUUCUUUAAUAUGAAUUUUAUAUUACAGUAGAUUAUAUUCUUGGUGUGUAAUAAACACAGGUACGAACAAGAUCUGUUGGAGAGUGUGUAGCAUUUUACUACAUGUGGAAAAAGUCAGAACGAUAUGACUUCUUUGCUCAGCAGACACGAUUUGGUAAAAAGAAGUACAAUCUGCAUCCUGGUGUAACGGACUACAUGGAUCGUCUUUUAGAUGAAAGUGAAAGCGCUGCAUCCAGCAGAGCUCCUAGUCCUCCUCCUACAACUUCCAACAGCAGCACCAGCCAUUCAGAAAGAGAGGACAGCACAACCAGCAAUAGUAAUCAAAAUGGUGUAUCUACUAAUGGGCCAAGUGAAUUAUCAAAUAAAGAUGACAUGAAAAUUGAAGGACUGCAUCUAAAUGGACCAACACCUGGCAAAAAAAUGCAUCUUGUAGAUUUUGAUACAAAUGGUUAUGAACCUGAAAACCUUUCCAAUCAUUCUAAACUUCCUCAUUCAAAUACAAGGAAUGAUCUUGAAGACAAAAAUGAAAGGCCUGUGAAAAGGAGAAGAAUCAACAGCAAUGACAAAGAAUGCACAGGUUCCUCUGAAAUUUUCCAAGAAGCAGUAGCCCAUGGAAAUUUUGAAGAACAAGAGACUGUGGGUGAUUGAACAUGUUGCAUUCAAAUAAUUUUUGGGGAUGUCUGCAUUUUCAGGGUUAACAGGUUCUCUUUACAGUUUCAAAUCCCAUAAUAUAAUUUAUGGAGAUUUUGAAAUGUAUUUUAGUUGCUUUCUAAUCCUAGCUGAGGUUACAGUAUACCUUUUAAAAUCCUGAAAUGCAGAUGCAGUGGGUGGGAGAAUUUUCUAUCAGAGAGCCAGUUGCUAUAGAACCGGUUGAGAGGUUUUUUGUUUUUUAUUUUUUUUUAAAGGCAGAUUUCUGCAGAUUACUUCAGGGCACUAACCUGUUAUGUAAAAUAUACUUUGGAAAAUAGUCAGCUUAAAAUUCCUAAGCAGAAUUGAUAAAACAGAAGUGAAGAAAGAAGCAAUAUUAAACAGUUUAAGGAAUGCCUGUAAAUCCUGAAAGUUGCAUGAGAAUUCAUUCAUGUAUGUGUGUAUAUAUAUGUGUGUGUAUGUGCGCGUGUAUGUAUGUAUAUGUCUGUGUGUG
Messenger RNA from Python bivittatus (Burmese python), 1352 nucleotides. The record is from RefSeq and is a predicted model, not a curated record. Lineage: Eukaryota; Metazoa; Chordata; Lepidosauria; Squamata; Pythonidae.